UUCGUCAAAAUAGCCAACUACCAGGAACUGUUGGGCAGCCAUCAUCAACUGCUCAUCGCCACCGCCGCAGCCGCUGCAGCAGCCGCCGAACCGCAACUGCAACUGCAGCAUUUGGUGCCAGCAGCGCCGACGACUCCAGCAGCCAUCAGCCAUCCGAUCAGCCCCAUCCUACCGGCCGUCAAUCCGAUUAGCCCGAUCAGUCAGAUCAGCAACCAGAGCAGCAACAACAACAACCAGCAGGCGGUGUUUGAAAAAGCCAUCACCAUUUCGUCGAUUGCGAUAAAACGCAGGCCGACGCUGCCGCAGACGCCAGCAAGUGCCCCACAGGUGUUGUCGCCGUCGCCCAAGCGCCAGUGUGCCGCCGCCGUCUCCGUUCUGCCGGUGACCGUUCCCGUGCCGGUGCCCGUGUCCGUGCCGCUGCCCGUCACAGUUCCCGUGCCCGUGUCCGUCUCCGUCAAGGGCCACCCAAUCGCUCACCAGCACCAGCAUCAGCAUCCGAUCUCGCAUCAGCAUCAGAUCUCGCAUCAGCAUUCGAUCUCGCAUCCGCACCACCACCAGCUGAGCUUCGCCCAUCCCACGCAGUUCGCGGCCGCCGUUGCCGCCCACCACCAACAGCAGCAGGCGCAGCAAGCGCAGGUGCAGCAGCAACAGGUUGCCUACGCGGUCGCCACUGCCCCCCAGUUGCAGCAACAGCAGCAGCAACAACAGCAGCAGCAGCAGCAGCGACUGGCCCAGUUCAAUCAGGCGGCAGCAGCAGCUCUGCUCAAUCAGCACUUGCAGCAGCAGCAGCAGGUGCAGGCGCAGCAGCAACAGCAGGCCCAGCAGCAGUCUUUGGCCCACUACUACAGAUACGCAGCGCAGCCACAGCCGCAGCCGCAGCAGCAACACAUCCUGCUGAGCAGCAGCAGCAGUACCACCAGCAGUAAGCACAGCGGCAGCAACACCAGCGUCAGCCCGGCAGCAACAGCUGCGACUGUGCCAGCAGCAACAUCCGUUGCCGCUGUGCCGACGAGCGGCGGCAGCUUGCCGGACAGUCCCGCCCACGAAUCGCACUCCCACGAGUCCAACUCCGCGACCGCCUCCGCGCCGACCACGCCCUCGCCGGCAGGCAGCGUCACCAGCGCCGCCCCCACAGCAGCAGGAGCAGCAGCGUCGGUAGCAGCAACAGCAGGAGCAACUGCAGCGACAACCGCCGUUAGCGACAGCAACAACAACCUGAACACCAGCAACAGCAGCAGGGACAGCAGCAGCAGCAACGCCAUAAUGGAGAACCAGAUGGCCCUGGCCCCGUUGGGACUCUCGCAGAGCAUGGACUCCGUGAACACGGCCAGCAAUGAGGAAGAGGUCCGCACACUGUUCGUCAGCGGCUUGCCCAUGGACGCCAAGCCGCGUGAGCUUUAUUUGUUAUUCAGAGCCUACGAGGGCUAUGAAGGAUCUCUUUUGAAAGUAACUAGCAAAAAUGGCAAAACGGCAUCGCCCGUUGGCUUCGUGACAUUCCAUACAAGAGCCGGAGCUGAGGCCGCCAAACAGGACCUCCAGCAGGGUGUACGCUUCGACCCCGAUAUGCCCCAAACAAUUCGCUUGGAAUUCGCCAAGAGUAACACGAAAGUGAGCAAACCCAAACCACAGCCCAAUACAGCGACAACAGCCUCACAUCCUGCAUUGAUGCACCCACUCACUGGACAUCUGGGUGGGCCCUUCUUUCCGGGCGGACCCGAGCUAUGGCAUCAUCCGCUAGCCUACUCGGCAGCCGCCGCUGCUGAGCUGCCCGGAGCCGCUGCACUGCAGCACGCCACGCUAGUGCAUCCGGCCCUGCAUCCGCAGGUGCCAGUGCGCUCCUAUCUCUGACUAAAUACAGACAAAGUAAUGGAGCAGCCUAUGCAUCAAACUCAAAUGACCAUGCCGCCACAUCAUCAGACAACUGCUACUGCUAUUCAUCCCGGAGCUGCGAUGGCUCACAUGGCUGCGGCCGCGGCGGCUGCGGCUGCCGGCGGGGGCGGGGAGGCGGCUAGCGCCGCUGCCACACCACAGAGCGCUGCUACAACGGCCGCCAACAAUGUGGCUGCCGCCGCUGCCGCUGCAGCCGCUGCUGCUCAGCACCACCACUUUCUGUCUAGUCCGGCGCUGGCCAGUCCCGCCGGGUCCACGAACAACGCCAGCCACCCGGGGAACCCGCAGAUCGCGGCCAAUGCGCCCUGCUCCACGCUGUUCGUAGCCAAUCUGGGACAGUUUGUGUCGGAGCACGAGCUGAAGGAGGUGUUCUCUAGUAUGCCUGGCUUUUGUCGCCUACGAAUGCACACAAAAGCCAUGGCAGCAGCAACUGGCUCAAGCUGCUCCACCAGUAAUGGCGGCGCCGGCAGCAACGCCACCGCUGCCCUCCAGCAACAUCCGGUGGCAUUCAUCGAGUUCAAGGACCCACCGAGCGCGUCCCAGGCCAUGCAGCAGCUGCAGGGUAAAUAUCUCCUCAGCUCGGAUCGCGGAUCCAUUCGCAUCGAGUUUGCGCGCAGCAAAAUGAUCACCGAGGUGGCCAUGAUGAACACCAAGCCGCCACCGCUACCGGCAACAGCACCGCCACCACCGGCACCGCCAGCCCCACCCCUGUAUAUCAUGAACAGCAGCGGUGCUGUGGAGCAUCUGCUGGUGUCUGCCCCACCACCGGCGACUGCACAGCAGCAACUCCAGAUGCAGCAGCUGCAGCAGCACCUGCAACUGCAGCACCAGCACCAGCAUCAGCAGCAGCAACUCCAGCUGGCAGCGGCAGCGGCAGCACCCUGCACCACAGAAAGCACCUCAACCAACAGCACCACCACUAGCGUUGUUGUUAACUCACUACAGCACCACCAACUUCAUCAUCCAAAUCAGCACCACCAAAAUCAUCUCUUUAGAGACAGGAGCGGGUAUGGAAUCAAGGCAUGA
Molecule: messenger RNA, 2916 nt
Organism: Drosophila kikkawai
Lineage: Eukaryota; Metazoa; Arthropoda; Insecta; Diptera; Drosophilidae
Source: RefSeq, a predicted model, not a curated record